Messenger RNA from Bufo gargarizans (Asiatic toad), 1387 nucleotides. It is a transcript of the gene PRR15L, whose product is annotated as proline rich 15 like. Lineage: Eukaryota; Metazoa; Chordata; Amphibia; Anura; Bufonidae. The transcript is spliced from 2 exons. The record is from RefSeq and is a predicted model, not a curated record. Bases 396 to 686 code for a protein of 96 amino acids.
UUUAACCUUCAGAGAGAGAGAGAGCGAGAGAAAGAAACCGAGACACCUGUACUAGGCUGAGCGAGACUCCUGUGCCAUAGACCAGUAGAGACCUCUGUCCCAGUCAAGAGUUAUCUAAGUGAAAAAUUGACAGAUCUGUACCAGUGCCAUAUCUUUAUAGCUGGGGAGAAACAAACUAUUUUGGUCCAGAAAAGAGGCAAGAGUUUACUUGCAAGAAGCCUAUCAACAAACAAGAUACUACAGACAAACAGAUACGUCCCUACUGAGGAGGAGACUUCACAAUCCACUGGAGACAGCAGAUCUUUGAGAGUACUUGUACUUGGGAGAAACUGAUACACUUGUAACAAGAAGACAGCUGUGACAAGACAUUGUUUGAGACACAGUUGUUCAGCUCCAUGGCGGAGCCUUCACAUAGUUGGUGGAAACUCACAUUUCUCAGAAAAAAGAAAUCCACGCCUAAAGUUGUCUAUGAAUCGGUUGUAGAACAUGCAGGCACAGAGAAGGCACCAGAUGAGAACCCAGGCGAUACCAAUUACACAGCACGGUUAGAGAAAAUUGUGGACAAAAACACGAAGGGUAAACAUGUAAAGGUGUCCAACUCUGGGCGCUUUAAAGAAAGGAAGAAGGUCCGUCCCUCACUAAAUGAGACACCUGGACUAUGCCCUGAACCAUCAAAUGGACAGUGAAGCAAAUUCAUUCUCGAUUAGUUCUUUGGUUCCUUGGAUGUAAAUAUGUCAGAGACAUUCUCAAGAAAGGGGCUACUCUGUGUAAACCUUUUUGAGGAUAAGAUGGAUCCAGACCAAAGAUGCCAUUGAUUUACUCUGAUGACUUUAUUAGCGGAAAGGACCGCCUGGCUCAUUCCAGUGUUUACAGACACAGUCGUACAUAUGUACAAGCGUUAGUCCUUCCUGACCAUGUAUGUACACCUACCAUUUCACAUCAAUGCACACGCACUUCUUGUACUAAACACUAUGAAGAUAAAAGAACCCCUUGGCAUCUCAGGAAGUGACAUUCAGACCCAAUGGUUUACAGAAUGUAUGUCGCAUAUACGUGCUGGGUCAUACACACUGAGAAUAUGUGUACUGUACCUAAAUAUAGGAGUUAUUCAAUAUGUCAGUAUCCAAAUGCUACGAACAUAACAAGCCCGCCAAACCAGUUCAGGUUAAGCAUGUACUUAUUCCAUACCAAUUGACCUAGAUCUGUUAUAGGCAAGAGUGUGGCUGUAACGUAUGCUGCAUUCACCUAUAUAUGGUAAAUUUCUAUAAUAUUAUGUAUGUAUAAUAUAUAUGUUCUUUUUGUGUUAUUUUUUAUUUUAUUUGAACUUGAUCAUUUGCAUAUUUUUUAAAUACGUGCUAAUAAAUUGUACAGCAUGUGCUUUACAUGUCAA